UAGAAAGGUAAUGAAGGAUGAAAGCCAGCGAAAGAGGGAGGGGAAAGCUUAAAAAAUAAGGCCGCGAAGGUAGAAAAAUCGAACGAAAACCACGUACUUCUCCCAAAACAGCUGCUAACCCAACACCAAACAGAAAAGAUUGACUCCCAAAUCCGCGAGUAAGCUUAUCUUGGAAGCUAGACUUGAUGUUAAGAAUUGGAUUACCCUCCCUAAAUUGCCUCCUCUCCGCGACGGAAUCGCCGUUAUGGCGGUCCUUUCUCACUCCUCGUCUCACAACCUCCGCAAUCCGAGCAUUUUCCACUGCCAUGUCUCCGCCGUCCAAGGCCAUUGUCUACGAUCAGCAUGGCCCUCCGGAUUCUGUCACCAGAGUGACUGAGCUUCCUCCAGUUGAAAUCAAAGACAACGAUGUAUGCGUUAGAAUGCUUGCUGCUCCCAUUAAUCCCUCUGAUAUUAACAGAAUAGAAGGAGUGUAUCCCGUGAGGCCACCACUACCAGCGGUGGGAGGAUAUGAAGGAGUUGGAGAGGUUCAUGCCAUAGGUGCUGGAGUGAAGUCUCUUUCACCAGGAGAUUGGGUUAUUGCCUUUCCACCAACUUCAGGCACAUGGCAGACAUAUGUUGUAAAAGAACAAAGUCUCUGGCAUAAAGUUGACAAAGGCACACCAAUGGAAUAUGCUGCCACUGUUAUUGUUAAUCCAAUGACUGCCCUGAGAAUGCUCGAGGACUUUGCUGCAUUAAAAUCAGGCGAUUCUAUUGUGCAAAAUGGUGCCACAAGCAUCGUGGGACAAUGUGUUAUUCAACUUGCUCGAGUCCGAGGCAUUCACAGUCUUAACAUCAUUAGAGACAGGACUGGAUCAGAUGAAGCGAGAGAAAAACUCAUACAACUUGGUGCUGAUGAAGUAUUUACUGAGAGCCAGCUUGAUAUGAAAAAGAUCAAGACUCUUCUGGGCAGUAUACCUGAACCUGCAUUGGGGCUCAACUGUGUUGGUGGAAAUGCUGCUUCACUGGUCCUUAAAUUCUUGAGGCAGGGUGGAACUAUGGUUACAUAUGGGGGCAUGUCAAAGAAACCAAUAACUGUACCGACAAGUUUAUUUAUAUUUAAGGAGCUUUCUUUGAGAGGGUUUUGGCUCCAAAAGUGGUUAAGUCCAGAUAAAGCUGAAGAGUGUCAUGGCAUGAUUGAUUAUCUUUUAGUCCUAGCCCGUGAGAGCAAACUGACCUAUGACAUGGAGGUUGUACAGUUCGAUGAUUUUCAUACCGCUUUGGAUAAGGCACUUGGAAAACGGGGAAGCCAACCUAAACAAGUUAUUAAGUUCUAAUCUUAAAUUUUGGAGGUAAAGGCCAUUCAAGCAAAUGCUAAUCUAAUCUUUUAAUCUAUAGUUUCAAUAUUUGACCAUAUCCGGCCUAGAUGUGAAUAUUGUGUCAGAAAAGGAAAAAAGGAAUCCUAUGCAAUUCUGUGGAUUAAGAUGGACUGGUAGUUAAACAAGGCAUGAUGUAUUACUAUUUACUACUUUAGUCCCAUUUGGUUAGGUACAUUCUUUUUUUGUCGACCCCAAAUUAUCAUCACUUUAUAACUUGAAUUCCACCAACUUUAAUUUCCAA
Cuscuta epithymum is the source of this 1596-nucleotide messenger RNA. Lineage: Eukaryota; Viridiplantae; Streptophyta; Magnoliopsida; Solanales; Convolvulaceae. The record is from the annotation of a GenBank genome assembly.